AUGCCCUUGCAAAGCAUGCCAAAGAGACAGAAACAAAGGAGUGGAUGUGGUAUAUGGUUCGAAGAAAACCACCCUAAAAACCUCGCGUUUAGAAUCCCUGGAUGGAAACAUUCAAAUCAAAUAGCAGAAUUAUCAGCGAUACUAGUAGCCUUACAAAAAGUAGAACUCUACAUACCUAUAACCUUUGUUACAGACUCCAGAUACACGAUAGAAGGACUAACCAAACAUCUCCCAUACUGGGAGGACACGGAAGGGCAUAAUGGCCACCAAGGGAACGAGCAAGCCGAUACCUUAACAAAAGAAGGGGCAAGUAAACCAACCCCAGACGAACUCGAUCUAAGCAUCCCCGACAAAUUUAACCUACAAGGAGCAAACUUAUCAGCAAUAACACAAGCACUCGCCUAUAAAGGCAUCAGACAAAAGAUAAACAUAACCCCACGAAGAAAGACCACAAACAACCUAGAUGUAACAAGAUACGCACUCCAAGAACUAACAGGACAACUAGAAACGGACUCCACCAUAUGGACAAACAGUAGACAUAGAGACAUACCAAGGAAGAUAAGACAGUUCCUAUUCAAAGUGUUACAUGGCGCAUACAAAAUCGGAGACUACUGGACAAACAUACCAACGUACGAACAUCGAGCAAGAUGCGCCAACUGCAAUGCAGACGACGAAUCCAUGGAACACAUAUUGACCGAAUGCCCAAGCAAUACAAAAGACAUAUGGCCAGAGAAUUUCGGAGCUUGGCCCAGAAUAAAUAUAGGCGUAAUCCUGGGCUGCGGAAGCGCCUCCAGACUUUUAAAAAUCUUGAUAGCGGAAUCAGCAUAUCUCAUCUGGACCAUGAGAUGUGACAAGACAAUACUAUGGUCAUCAAUAAUAAGCAAACGGUUACAACUAGACAGACUUACAGCGAGAAAAAUAAAUCGCACACCAUCAUUCCUAAAACUAAUAACAUCUACAUGGCACGACAUAAUCACAUCACAUGACCCCCUACCAAAAAACUGGGCAAUCGCCCUUGAGGUUUUUAGUGGGUAUUAAGCCACCCAGGCCCUCUUUGAACGAGGCAACCAGGUAGUAAGAGCCCCACACACCCCGUUAAACGGGAGUGCGUAAACUCAUUUUCUCCUCGGACCGGGACCCUAAGUAUCCCGCUAUAGCGCAUAUUCG
This is a messenger RNA of Suillus subalutaceus, 1167 nucleotides long. RefSeq lists its product as uncharacterized. Gene Ontology annotation, molecular function: RNA-DNA hybrid ribonuclease activity; nucleic acid binding. Bases 1 to 1038 code for a protein of 345 amino acids. Lineage: Eukaryota; Fungi; Basidiomycota; Agaricomycetes; Boletales; Suillaceae. The transcript has 7 exons. The record is from RefSeq and is a predicted model, not a curated record.